Molecule: messenger RNA, 4125 nt
Organism: Penicillium brasilianum
Lineage: Eukaryota; Fungi; Ascomycota; Eurotiomycetes; Eurotiales; Aspergillaceae
Source: the annotation of a GenBank genome assembly
AUGCCCCAAUUCUGGAUUGGCUGUGAUGAUGUUCAUGCAGAGCUAGCCAGCAUCUGUCUCACCUAUCUGACCUAUGAUGACUUUUCUGGAUGCGACGAGACGUCCGGUGAAGCUUUAUUGGAAAAUUUCCAGGAGUUCAAGUUUCUCUCAUACGCUGCACAAGCAUGGGGCUCUCAUGCGCACCUGGGCGACAUCAAUGAAACUCACGAUGCCGUCUUCGACCUGACCAUGAGGUUAUUUGAGUCCGGCAUCGAAGCCGGUGGUAAUUACGACACAUGGUACAGAAUAUAUUUCCAUCAACAGAAAGUGACGGGGCAGCGACUUAAGGCUUCCAACAAAGACCCUGUUUAUUUUGCGUCACUGUUUGGCUUGUCUCGAGCAGUCUCAGAGUUAUUGGACCAAAGCCCGGACACUUACAUUGAAGAGCCGAUGAAGGCGAGCGCGAGUGCUGGACACGAUGCAGUGCUUGAAGUUUUUCUCCGUCAAUCUAAAUCUGUCAGUACAAAUGUGCUGGAGCAAUGUCUUUAUCUCGCAGCCAGUCAGGGGCACGAUCGUGUGGUGCAGCUGCUGCUUGCACAUGGGACGGAUGUGAAUGCUCGCGCAGGGAGGCAUGGGACGCCACUUCAGGUCGCUUGUCUCGAUGGCCGGCAUCAAGCGGUCUCGACUCUGCUUGCCCACGGUGCCAAAAUCAGCGUAAAAUGCCAGAGGUAUGGCGUGCCUCUCGCCGCUGCCGCCGAGAAAGGACAUUUGCAAACGUUCCAAAUUCUCCUUGACCAUGGUGCCGAUGUGAACAGUCGUGGUGGCUGGUACGCCUAUCCUCUGGUGUCUGCGAUCGUUGGUCAGAACAUGCAGAUGGUUGACACUCUUAUUCAGCGUGGUGCCAAUGUCAACGCUUUGGGUGGCCGGCAUGGAAGCGCCUUGAUGACCGCAUCAUCAAUGGGGAUGCUAGACCUGAUUCGCUCGCUGGUCUCUCAUGGAGCACGGGUCAACGACGAAAAUGAUAAAGGCACUGACAGUUUGUAUGCGGCAUGCAUGGCGGGAAAGCUGGAUUCGGUCAAGCUUCUGUUGGAUCUGGGUGCUGAUGUCAAUGCACGAGGAGGAAAACAUCGAAACGCACUCAAUGCAGCGAGUGCAGGAAAUCAUAUCGAUAUCGUGCAGUACCUUUUGGAUGCUGGAGCAGACGUGGACUUUUUUGACGAGCACUAUGGAAACAGUGUUCAGACUGCUGCUUCUGCAGGACAUAACGACGUGAUCCGCGUUCUGGCAGAGGCAGGAGUGGAUGUCAACGCCCCUAGCAGCGAUCGGGGGACGGCACUCAUUGUAGCUGCACAAAGUGGCAAUACCGAAACGCUUGAGCUUCUCUUCGAAUUGGGGGUUUCUUCUGGAGAUACCGAUGAGAUGAGCAAUGCCAUUAUGGUGGCUGCGAACAGGGGACGCGUGGAUGCCAUCAAAGUCUUAGUAAGAAUGGGGGCGGCGUUGGACGACUUCAGCACACUUUCUACAUAUCCUUGUUGCACUCCUCUUGAAGCGGCCGCCGUGAAGGGGGAUAUGGAGACAGUAGACCUCUUGCUUGAUCUAGGCGCGGAUGUGAAUUCCGUAAACGAGGAAAAGUAUGGGACUGCCCUUAUCGCCGCCUGUCUUGGAGAAGAAUCUGACAUUGCCGUGGCGGUGCGACUGCUCGACGCCGGAGCCGACGUCAAUGCCACUGCAGAUACGGAUUUAAUAUGCUGUGCGCUUGUUGGUGCCUUGUCUCGUGAGAACUAUGAACUUUGCGUCACUCUCCUGGACCGUGGUGCUGACGUGAAUUUGGCAUAUACGUGCUACUACACGCCACUGAUGAUGGCUGUGAAAUCUGCGGAUGAAAAGUUCCUGAACCUGCUGAUUGAUCAUGGCGCGGAUGUCAACCUUGUAAUCGAGCCCCCCGACGCCGAUGCUACUUGCAACGAAGACGGAUGUGUGACGCCGCUUCAAGCAGCGGUAUACUUCGGAUCCGAUGGGACAGUUCGAAAGUUGAUCGAGAAUGGAGCUCAACUUUCUGUGGACCUGGAAGAUGUACGGUUCUCCACGGCGCUACAAGUGGCCUGCCAUCGAGGUGAUGUGGAAAAGGUUCACUUGUUGAUUGAUUCAGGGAGCGAUGUUGAUCAAGUCGGUGGUGUUUACGGCACGGCCCUCCAAACUGCUGCAUAUAUGGGGCACCUUGAAGCAGCGCGAGCGAUGAUCGACGCCGGUGCUGAUAUUAAUGCAUGUGGUGGCGGCGAUAGCACUGCCCUAAUGGAUGCGACUGAGCAGAGCAGGCAGGAUGUCGUGCAGCUACUAUUGGAACGGGGAGCAGAUGUCAACCUCUCUGUGGGGGAUAAACAUGCAUAUGCUUAUCCGCUCACCGUAGCUGCUUGGAAUGGAGACGAAUCAAUCAUUCAAGUCUUACUUGAAGCAGGAGCCGAUGUAAACAACCGAGGAGGCAGCUGGGCCACUGCCCUCCAAGCCGCUGCUGCUGAGGGCUAUGAAGAAGCGUGCGUUCUACUGCUCGAGCAUGGGGCAGAUCCCAACAUUGUGGGCGGCAGAUACGGGACGGCCCUGCAGGCAGCGUAUUCACAUGGAUAUUAUAAUAUUAUCCGAGAUCUCUUCCGCCACGGCGCAUCAACCAGUCUGCAGGGUGGGCAAUACGGGACAGCUUUGGGUGCGGCCCUAGCGGGCUCCUGUCAAACGUUGGUUUCUGCUCUCCUCCGACAUCACCAUGCCGAUCCAAAUACUCCAAUCCGGAAGUGGGGGACUCCCCUCACCCAGGCUUGCUCAGAUUGGCGCGGAGAUGAUGUAUACGACAUCUUGCUUGAUGUGGGAGCAGAUGUCGAUGCCCGAGGGGGCGUGUAUGGGGCCCCUCUUAUCUGUGCAGCAGUCCAUGGAGAGGAAGAACGAGUCAUAGCGUUAUUGGAAGCUGGUGCCAAUGUCAACAUCGAAGGGAACCAGGACUAUCCGACUCCCGUUCACGGGGCGAUAAAAGCCGGAGAUCUUUCGAUUCUUCGACUCCUGGUCGAAAAGGGUGCUGAUCUCGGUGUCUCCAAUGGCGUACACGGCUCUCCUGUGGAAUAUGCUUCGAGGCAGGGCAAUUUCUCGAUUCUGCGGUAUUUACUCAAACAAGGCGCCGAUAUCAAACCUACCGGGAAAGGAAGAUACCACAACGCUCUACAGGCUGCUAGUGUGAGUGGUAAUAAAGCCAUUGUCAAGGCUUUGCUGCGGCAUGGCAUCGACAUUAACAUAAUUGGGGGCAAAUUCGGCACGGCAUUGACAGCAGCUGUGUUACGUGACAAUCUCGACCUUGCGGAAUAUCUCUUGAAGAAAGGUAUCAACCCAAACGCCCCGGGCGGCAUUUAUUCCGGUGCAUUACAAGCUGCAGCUGCCACAGGAUCUAUCCUCGGCACUCUCCUCUUGCUCCGAUAUGGUGCCGACGUCAACAAGACCGGCGGGAAAUUUUUUACGCCUUUGCAGGCAGCUGCUGGGAGUGAUAAUUAUGACCUGGUUCAACUUCUUCUUGACCGAGGCGCCGAGGUGAAUGAAUUUGGUGGUCAUUGCUAUUCUGCUCUUCAUGCAGCUGCAUUGGCGGGCUCAAACGAUAUCUGCGAGCUUCUCAUGAAGAAUGGAGCGCAGUGGAGCUUGCCUGAUUCCAAGUUCAACCAUCUCGCUUCGUGGGAGAUUGAAAAUGCGACUGAAGUUCUUCGGGAAUGUCGAAGGCGAGAAAAUCGCGGGUGGCCAGACGAUUCAGAGGAUGAGUGGUCAGAUGAAGAAGCUAGUGAUGAUGAUGAUGAAGAUGAAGAAGAGACAGAAGAGGAGGAUGAGGAAGACGAAGAAGAAGAAGAAGAAGAUGAUGAUGCUAUCCUGAAGCUGAACGUCGAAGCUAUUCCGCUCUUCGACCUACCUUACCAUCCCUCGAAGCCUUUCAUUGCGACAGACGACACCGACAGCUCGGACACGAAAGAUUCCAACGCGAGCAACGAUACGGAUGAAAUUGAUGAGGCAUCGGAGAGUAUGGAUGAGUCAUUGGAAUUCUCUCUGAAAAGAACCAACACGACUGGUUGGUCUUCAUUAGAAUGGGUGAAGAUUGAAUGUGGACCGGAUGGGGAUCUGGGUUGA